AUGGAGAAGUUCAGAGCGGAGAGACAGAGCAUGGAGGAGUUAGAUAGCAUUUCUGUCUCUCUUGCAAGUGUGAGACAGUUCUUCAGCCUGGCGGCUUCAGUUGUUACUUCUGGGAUUGGUAAGGCCACUGCAUUUGCUCUUGCAGAGAAGGGCUUCUAUGUCGUUCUUGUUGGAAGGUCUCCUCAGCUUCUUUCAGAGACUUUGGAAGAUAUAAAGAGCAUGAAAAAAGAUGCACAACUCAAAUCUUUCGUAGUUGACAUGUCUUAUUUUUCAUCAAUCUUCAAUUUUAAAGACUCUCUAAAGCAAUGGCUCUCGGACGAAAAGUUACAUCCUUCACUUCAGCUUUUAGUGAACAAUGCUGGGAUGAUGGCUAUUUCUAGUCGACCAACCACUGAAGGUUAUGACAGGACCAUGGCUACAAACUAUAUUGGUCCAUUCACUAUGACAAAACUUCUUUUACCACUUCUGAAAAACAGCUCUGUGCCAUCACGGGUCGUGAACGUUGUAUCUUUCACACAUCGUUAUGCUUCUAUUGGGAAAGUUAACAAAGAUUAUGUAACUGGAGAACAUUUCACGACAUUCAACCAAUAUCCUCAUGCACAUGUCUACGAGUAUUCUAAAUUAUGCCUUCUACUUUUCUCAUAUGAAUUGCAUAGACAGCUUCGCCUCAAAGAUGAUUCACACCAUGUCUCUGUUAUAGCUGCAGAUCCUGGAUUUGUGAAAACAAAUCUAAUGCGAGAGUAUCCUAAAUAUGUAUCUGCUUUUGCGUUUCUUUGUUUCAAAACUAUUGGCCUCCUCCAAACCCCUGAUGAAGGAGCUCGAUCUUCUCUUGAUGCAGCUUUAGCUAAGGGAUUACGGCAAACAAUGGUUUGGGAUUUGCAGCUUCUAGGUUUUCCACUCGCGCUACGCGCGAGUCUGUGUUAA
Molecule: messenger RNA, 924 nt
Organism: Raphanus sativus (radish)
Lineage: Eukaryota; Viridiplantae; Streptophyta; Magnoliopsida; Brassicales; Brassicaceae
Exons: 8
Coding region: 1-924 (307 amino acids)
Source: RefSeq, a predicted model, not a curated record